Molecule: messenger RNA, 936 nt
Organism: Peronospora belbahrii
Lineage: Eukaryota; Oomycota; Peronosporomycetes; Peronosporales; Peronosporaceae
Source: the annotation of a GenBank genome assembly
AUGUUAAUUGGAGCAUACGACCGUCGCGGCAGUAGCAUUGCAGUGGAUGUAGACGAUGCCAUUGAACGUAUAGUAGAACAGUUUGAAAGCAGAGAUUUGGCUCUGCGUCUGGACGUUUUACGGGCACUGAGCGCUCAGGCGCAACUAGCGUUUGAGACUACUCGGGUGCGUGAACGUCUCGGUCAACAUCCGGUGUCCAUGGAUCUAAUUCAGGGCAUUACGUGUCAGUCAUUAGUAUACAAGACACUGACUAAGAAUCUAAAGGUAGAUAGCUACAGCUGUGCUUAUGACGUCGAGCGAAAUGUCGUCAUGACCACGACCGUGCGUUGGACGUUGGGCAGCCCACCACCAACCAAGAAACGCAAAAAGAUGUCAGCUUUGGCUCCUACUAAGAAGAAAGAGAUGAUCACCAAGUACAGGUAUGAGAGGAUGCGACAGAAGAACGAGGAGGAAGAAACGUUUGUCAAGUUUUCGGUCAUUGUAUCCUUUGGAGACGAUGAUGUCAUGCCCAGAGAACUGCUUUGCUUUGAGAUGGCGUGUCAACACUUGUACCCCAAGAGAUACUACGAAGAGAAACGUCAAUUUUCGUUGGUAGAUAGCAAGGAGAUUGACGGAGAAGAGAACACGAAGGAGAACGAAGAGGGAUGUGACAUGGAAAGGGGAGACGGAGAGACUUUUGGAGAGGAGCAACGAGAGUUUUGCUUCAAUAACGAAGUAUUGGCGGAUAUGGGUGAGUGGAUGGGAGCUGAUAAGGAGGAGCUGGACCCCGUCGAUGUUGCUGGCUUCUUCAUGGCGUUGCCUGUUUACGAAGAUGAAUGGCUUAUAGACGAACGUGUGUGCGAAAUUCUCUUCCAAGGUGAAAUUGGAGCUGAUAGCAGUAAUGAAGACAGUAACGAAAAGGACGAAGAUGAAGGAGAUGAUGAACUGAAGCUGUAG